Schistocerca gregaria is the source of this 6352-nucleotide messenger RNA. RefSeq lists its product as uncharacterized. Bases 1 to 6036 code for a protein of 2011 amino acids. NCBI's taxonomy places the organism in Eukaryota, Metazoa, Arthropoda, Insecta, Orthoptera, Acrididae. The transcript has 10 exons. The record is from RefSeq and is a predicted model, not a curated record.
AUGUACCAAUUAAACACUUUAUCCAUUCAACCUGAAGGUGAAUGCCAGUGUGCUGUGGAAGGUUUGCCAGAAGUCCCUUCAGUGCCACAGCCAACAACUGCUGCAGAAGCAGCAAAAGAACCUGAAGCUCCAGCAGCUGAAGAACCGCCAGCAGCAGAGGAGGCUGUAGCUGUACAAGAGCUUCAACCAUCAGAGGGGCCUGAAGCAGCAGAGGAGCCUCAAGUGGUAGAAGCAGCUGAGCCUGUCGUAACUGAAGCAGCUGAGCCUGAAGUAACUGAGGCAGCUGAGCCUGAAGUAACUGAGGCAGCUGAGCCUGAAGUAACUGAGGCAGCUGAACCUGAAGCAACAGAGGCAGCCGAGCCUGAAGUAACCGAGGCUGCUGAGCCUGAAGUAACUGAAGCAGCUGAGCCUGAAGUAACUGAAGCAGCUGAGCCUGAAGUAACUGAAGCAGCAGAGCCUGUAGUAACUGAGGCAGCAGAAGCGGUUGCUGAAGAGGCUGCUGAAGCACCAGCAGAAGCAGCUCAAGUAACUGAAGAAGCACCAGCAUCACAGGAAGGAGGAGCACCGGGUGUCUGCAUAUGUCCGGAAGAAGUACCAGAACCAAAAGAGGAACCAGUUUGUAAGUGUGCUUCUGCAGUAGGAGUAGCUGCACCAUCACCACCACCACCAGGUGAAGCUGCACCACCUCCAGCAGGCGAAGCUGCACCUCCAGCAGCCGAAGCUGCACCACCAAAAGCUGAACCGACAGCAAAAGUUGACACAGUGGAUUAUGGUCCACGAGUUGAUCAUAUAACAGAUUGUGAUACAGAAUUUGAUGAAUUCCAAGAAGUUCCUGAAGCUGUAAAGAAAGCUAUAGCAGAAGAAGAAGCAGCAUUGUAUGCUAAGGCAUUCCCACCAGUUAUGCCAGUGAUCACCCGUCCUCCUCCAGCUGCUCCUACAGAGGCUCCAGCAGAAGCACCUGCAGCUGAAGCACCCGCAGCAGCAGCAGAACCGGCUGCAGCUGCUGAGCCUGGUGCAGCUGAGGCAGCUGCACCUGAAGCACCAACAGCACCACCUGAAGCAGCUGCACCUGAAGCAGCUGCGCCUGAAGAAGCUGCACCUGAAGCAGCUGCGCCUGAAGCAGCUGCAGUGGCAGCAGCACCAGCUGCAGCUGCUGGUGAUCAGUCUGCACUGGAUCAGUUAAUCGAAAUGACUAAAGCUCUUCAAGCAGCAUUUGAGCACAUAAGGGGCUGCCCAAGUUGUUCUUCGACCGUUGGUCCCACUCUAGAAGGAAUAAUUGAUACACUAGGUCGUAUUACUAGUUCAUUAACUGAAGCACAUGGUGGAGCACCUGGUGCACCGGCAGCACCAUUGAGUGCACCAGGAGCUGCUGCACCAGUAUCAGCAGAAGAGCAGGAUAUGUUUCCAUCGGCACCAGUUAUUGAUGAAGAAGAAUGUGUGCCAUUUAAUGUUGUCUCAUCUGAUCCAGAGUGUGGCAUUCUAUGCUGGAGAGCCUCUGAAGAAUUUGUUGAUGCUCAGGGAGAGCUUCCACAACCAAGAGAAUAUGCAACAUCAGACCCUAACUGCACCAUUCUUUGUUGGGAUGACAUUUCAUUUGAAAAGGUGAAGCAAAUGCCAUUGGCAGUGAAACCACCAGAACUUGAAUCGAAAGGUUUGGAGGAGGGUCAGUUAUUAACUACGGUUGCUUUGGAAGCUGCUACAACAGAACCAUUGUCUGUUUCUGCAGAUAUCAAAGACACGAGCGGCCCAGCAGUGAGUGCAACAGUUGAAAGAAGUUCCCAAGAAUCAUUUGAGUACAGUGAGGAGUGUUAUAGCCGAUUAACUGCUGAAGAUUUUCCAUUUGGUGACCAAGGUUCUUUCGUUCUGGAACAAGGAAAAUUAUGUGCAUUCACAGAUAGUGAAUUAGAACUCCCUUUUGAAGAAGAUGCAGAAAGUGUUUACCUGGAUCCACAAGAAAGACUGUUUGAGAAUGAAUUUCCUGAAUGUUUGAGUCAGGCAGCUAUGAUAAAAGAAUACAAACCUGUUCAACAAUUGACCACUGUAGCUGGGGAAGAUGUCUGCAUAUGUUCAGGAGUGUGCACAUGCUCAAGUGGAGGAACUGCACCAGUGGAAACAGAACCACUUUUAGGAGAAAAGAAGUUAUCUGAAGAAUCAGAAGAAUCAGAAAAACCUCAUGUUCUGGAGGAGUUAGCUCCUGUAAGUACAGAAGUUCCUGCUGCAACAGAAAUAGCAGCAUUUGAUGAAAAAGUUUCAGAUGUGUCACCUGUACAGGUGGCACCAGAAGAACCAAUGGUGCUGGGAGAAGGAAAGGUUAUAGAAGAAAAAGUAGCUGCCACCCCUGGAAAAACAGUUUGCUCGUGUUCAGGAGUGUGCACGUGUUGUGCACAGUGCACAGGAAUUGCACCAGUUAAAACAGAAAUACCUGUGGCAUUAGAAAAGGUGUCUGAGGAGUCAGUUACAGAAAGUUUGUACACAAGAAUUUCAGCAGAGGAAUUCUACUUUGGUGAUCCAGGUUCCUUUGUAUUAGAGCCGUCUAAGACCUGUGAAUUUACAGACAGUGAACUAGACCUACCAUUUGAGGAGGAAGUAGAAAGUGUAUAUCUUGGUUCAUCAGAAAGAUUGUUCAUGGAUGAAUUUCCUGGAAGUGCUAAUAUACCUCCUUUAAUUGUGCAACCUCAUGUUGUGCUGGAGUUAGCUCCUGUAACUGCAGAAAUCCCUGGCACAACAGCAAUAACCGCAUUUGAUGAAAAAGUUUCAGCCUUAUCACCGGUAGAGGUGACAGCCGAAGGACCAACAGUGCUCGGCAAGGGAGAGAUUACAAAAGCUGGGUGCAUAUGUUCAGGAGUUUGCAGAUGCACAAGUACAGCAAGCGCACCAGUUGAAAAAGAACUGCAUUUGCCAGAAGAAAAGAUAUCAUGGGGGUCAUUUACUGAAAGUUUAUACACCAGAACUUCAGCAGAAGACUUUUACUUUGGUGAGUUUGGUUCUUAUGCUUUAGAAGGGCCUUCAAAGAUAUGCAAGUUUACAGAGAGUGAGCUAGAACUGCCAUUUGAGGAGGAAGUGGAAAGUGUAUAUCUUGGUUCAUCAGAAAGAUUGUUCAUGGAUGAAUUUCCUGGAAGCGCUAAUAUACCUCCUUUAAUUGUGCAACCUCAUGUUGUGCUGGAGUUAGCUCCUGUAACUGCAGAAAUCCCUGGCACAACAGCAAUAGCAGCAUUUGAUGAAGAAGUUCCACAGUUAUCACCGGUAGAGGUGACAGCAGAAGGACCAACAGUGCCUGACGAGGGAGAGAUUAUAAAAGCUGGGUGCACAUGUUCAGGAGUUUGCAGAUGCACAAGUACAGAAAGUGCACCAGUUGAAAAAGAACUACAUUUUCCAGAAGAAAAGAUAUCAUUGGGGUCAUUUACUGAAAGUUUAUACACCAGAACUUCAGCAGAAGACUUUUACUUUGGUGAGUUUGGUUCUUAUGCUUUAGAAGGGCCUUCAAAGAUAUGUGAGUUUACAGAGAGUGAGCUAGAACUGCCAUUUGAGGAGGAAGUGGAAAGUGUAUAUCUUGGGUCGACAGAGAGGUUAUUCCAGGAUGAAUUUCCUGAAAAUGCAAAAUUACCUGCUUUCAACAUGGAACCUGCUACCAUAACUGAUGUAGUGUUGCCCCAAGCAGUGCUUGAAGUUCCAGAAACAACAAGUGAAACUGUUCCUGUGGUAAUGAUUACUCCUUUGACAGGCGUAGAAGUUCCAACAAGACUAGAAGCUCCAAAAAGACAAGAAGCUCCAACAAGAUUAGAAGCUCCAACAAGACAAGUAGCAGCCGAAGGUUACAGGAUUGAAAGGGCAACAAGCAGUACUGGAGAACUUCGUGAUGAAAUUUAUUAUGAUGUUCUUGGGAGGACAGCAAUGGAACCUGGUACAGAACAUAUUGUUGCAGAAGUUUCAUAUAUGCUUGUGGAACCACUGGAAGCUAUCAGAAAGAUGGAAGAUGAAAUUAUGUCUGAGAUUCCAAGAAUACUGUCGGAGCUACUAGCCAAAUGUGAAGGUUCACCUGAAGGAAAACCAGAACUUUCUGAGAUACAGCAUGUUUUAUCUGAAGUACUAGCAAAAUGUGCAGCUGUAGAUGCUGAUAAGCAAACAAUUAUGGAAAAUGUUAUUACUGAAGUACUGACAAAAGGUGAAGGAGGACUAGAGGCAGGUGAUGUACACGAUAUUUUGAAAGAGUUGAUAGGAAAAUGUGAAGGUACAGUUCCAGGAGCAUUACAGAUACCUGAUACAAUUAUAGUUACAGGAGGAACAGAAUCACCUGAUGUCAAGGCUAUUCUGUCAGAUGUUAUAUCAAAAUGUGGAGAAAAAGGUAAAAUAGAACCAUUUGAUAUAGCUCGAAUAUUAUCUGAAGUGAUCACAUCACAGGUCGCAAUUCAGUCACGGGCUGGAGUUCCAGAGCAGCUUGUUACUCCACAGGUACUUGAACUGUUACCUGAGGGUGUUAUUCCUCCUGAACAACAAGAAAUAAAACAGAAGCGUGUUUGCACUUGUGACUCAUCCCCUAAGUAUGGAGCAAUUAAAGAUACAGCUGCUGAAAAGACAGAACCACAGGUGCUGAUUCAGGAUACUGAAGCCUUUGUAUCUGCAACUGAAGGUCCAUCUGCACAUGAAGAACAUGUCAUGCAAGUUGCUGCAGUUAGUGGCUCAGAUGCAUCAUUCGAAUAUAAUGAAGAUAGUUAUAGUAGGGUAACAGCAGCAGACUUCCCAUUUGGUGAAACAGGUUCCUGCGUAUUGGAACCUCCAAAGGAAUAUGGAUUUACAGACAGUGAACUUGAACUACCAUUUGAGGAAGAAGAGCCUAUUGUAGAAUUGGGACCAGAGGAAAGGCUAUUUCAGAAUGAAUUUUCUGGAGUAGUAACAGCAACUCAGAAACCUCCCACUAUAACCACUGAUGCUGCAGAAGAAGCUUUCAUGCCUGAAGAAGUUGCAAUUACAGUUGGAGUUCCAGGUACAACAGAAGAGCCAGAAGGAGGACUUCCAGGUACAGCAGAAGAGAGAGAGGUGCCUGAAGAAACCACAGUUACAGGGGAAGUUCCAGUUACAGCAGAGGAGCUAGAAGAGGAAACAUUUUUUGAAGCUAUUGGUGAAACACUACCUGAAGAGAAAACUAUUGGAGAAAACAUUCUUGCAGAUGAGGCACGAGAGCGUGAAGGUGAAGGAGACAUGGAAACACAGCUGGCGUCUCUUCGACAUAGGGUGUCUAACAAGUCAAAAGAAAUCAUCGAAAUCAAGACACUGCUGUCACAACUGCAGCAACAACAAACAUGUUUGGAAGGGAGAUUGGGUGUGGAGCCAUCACAGUUUCCUGAAAUGGUUAUGGCUGAAGAAGACUAUACAAAACCUGUUGCAAUAGGGCCUGGUGCUCGACCUUCUCCUUCAGAACUGCAAGCUGCAAUCUCCUCUCUUCAAGACAAAUGUAAACUUAAAGAUCAUAUGAUAGGUGCUAUGGUGGAAGAGCUGCGAGCUCGUGCCCAGAGUGGCAUAUGGAAUGAGCUGAAAACACGAAUUGCAUCACCAGAAUUGCCUCAGCCAGACUACACACGAUCACAAGUUGUUGAGUACCUUACACCUGAAGCACAGUUUCCACAACUCACUCCUGGGCCUACUGGUCCAUGUUCAUGCUCUGGGGAUUCCAAGCCCACAUCAAUGGCUUUGUCUCUUCCUCCUGCAAAAGAAGAACGUGCAUGUGUAGCUACAGCACCAUUAUCUCUACAAGUACCUAUUACAACAUGUACUUGCCCAGGUGAUUUCAAGAUUGUGCGAAAAAUAGGAGCUGACAGCUUGCUGCUUGGGUGGCAAGUCCCAUCAACUUCUGCAAAUCUUUCAGGCUAUGAUAUUUAUGUCAAUGGUGUACUGCAGUGCAAAGUGUGGAGUGGGACUCGCAAUCGUGCUCUUCUUCAUUGCUUGGAUUUAAGUUCACCAAUGGUGAUUCUGUUGUAUGGCCGUACAACUAGUGGACAACUGAGUGGUCCAGCUCGAAUUACUUAUCCUGGUGGAGUAUAAGAUAUGGAAAAUCUGCAACAUUGUUCUAAUACUAGCAAAGUUAAUUAGCAGUUGAGGUGUUGUACAAAAUCUCCAGUAAUUACAGUUAUCAGAAACUGUACAUCAGAUUAUAUUCCCUGAGGGAUUAUUAGUUAACAUAUUGAUGAUCUGUCCAAAAGAAAAAAGAAUCUCUGCAUUUUAACUUUUGUUAUGUCACAAAUUGUAAUAUUCCUCAUUUUUUAUUUGUAAAUUCUGUGGCAGUAUUUUAUGUCAGCUCUCUGUAAAUUACACUUGUGUUUGGGCUAUAUUAAUAAAAAGCUUGGCUUUAUUUCAUGUU